Messenger RNA from Pangasianodon hypophthalmus (striped catfish), 2254 nucleotides. RefSeq names its product polymerase (RNA) III (DNA directed) polypeptide D (gene polr3d). Gene Ontology annotation, biological process: transcription by RNA polymerase III. Lineage: Eukaryota; Metazoa; Chordata; Actinopteri; Siluriformes; Pangasiidae. The record is from RefSeq and is a predicted model, not a curated record. Gene Ontology annotation, cellular component: RNA polymerase III complex. The transcript is spliced from 9 exons. The coding region runs from base 145 to 1317 and encodes 390 amino acids. Gene Ontology annotation, molecular function: DNA binding.
AAAACCCCGCCCAUUAAUCGGUGGCUACAAAUUUCAUCAGGGAGUGCAGAUUGUAAAAACUGUAUUUUUAAUAAGAGACAGUUUGUCUUGGAUGCGUUUGAAGACGUUUGGUUUCAGUCAGCAGGAGAAGAAAGCGGAGUGAGGAUGGCGACCCCAGGCUCCGGUGACUCCUCUUCAAACCCGAGGCCCGUGGCUGGGGGUCGGGGCUCGAUGCUGAACCUCCGGGCGCCGGGCCGCCUGCCCACCAUGCGCUCCAGAGACCUGACGCUGGGAGGCGUGAAGAAAAAAACCUUCACACCCAACAUCAUCGGCCGAAAGAGUAAAGAAGAACUGAAAGUCAACGAGGGACCGAGGAGAGAGAGGAAGGAUGCGGAUCGCGGGCGACAGCGAGAUGGGCGGGGCAGGGGGCGUGGCCGACCAGAGGUCAUCCAAUCCCACUCCAUCUUUGAGCAGGGACCUGCAGAGAUGAUGGCCAAGAGGAGAGGUGUGUAUGAGGACACGCGGGACACGCCCAACAGCGCCCCCUGUCCCAUCAUCAACAUUAAGAAAGAGAAGAGAGAGACAGAAGAGGAGACCAAAGAGAUCCUGCGCAAGCUGGAAAGAGACAAUUUUGUGGACGACCCGCAGCUGAGGAACGAAGCGCGCUGCUGUCCCGUGCAGCUUCCUCUGGCCGUGUCCGGCUGGGUGUUUAAAGAAGAGUUCGAGGAAGACGCUGAGAACGGAGGAGUCAAAGUGGAGAAGUGUGCAGAGGAUGAAAAGAUGAACACAGAGUGCUCAGACACUGCUGUUACAGUCAAACAGGAGCCUCCUGACAUCCCUGUGAUGAAGAAGGCGGAGCCCACGUUUAAGCCGCCGCCCCUCCCUGAACCAGACUUGCUGCCUGACCUGCUGCAGGCGUGGAGUCGCUGCAAAGAGGAGGAGCUUCUGUUCAUGCAGCUCCCUGAUUCGCUGCCGGGACAACCGCCGACCAGCGACGCCCGACCCACUAAAACCACCGUGCAGUCCGAGGACGGACAGAACAUGCUGCAGAAGGCUGAAGGGCAGGAGGAGGAGCCUGAGGAGGAGAACAGUUGUCAUCUGAAGGAGCUGCAGGAGGGUUUGGUGGGCCGAUUGUUGGUGAGGAAGUCGGGACGAGUGCAGCUCGUGUUGGGGAACAUCACACUGGAUGUGGCUCUGGGGACGUCCUGCUCCUUCCUCCAGGAGUUAGUGUCAGUGAGCACAGAGGGCAGGAGAGGAGACAUGACUGUACUCGGCCACGUUAAACACAAACUCGUCUGUUCGCCUGACUUUGAGGCUCUCCUUCAGAACAGAGCUUGAAUGUGUGUUGUACAGCUGUGUGUGUGUGUGUGUGUGUGUGUGAGAGAGAGAAAGGUGUGUAUCUGCAUCAGCUUGUCUCCUCCAGUUUACAAACCUGUACCUUUAAUGGCUUGGAGAUGCAGCUCUGUUAGGUUUUUGAGACAUACUGUAUAAUCUAUAUAUACUGUAUAUAUAAAAUUAUUUAAAUUGAAAAUAUGGUUCUGCAAUGUGAUUAAAGGGGGAAAAAAAAAGAAUUACUGUGAACGUGGUUGAUUUUUCAUGCAUUCACUAAAGAGUCAUAUAAGCUACUGUUUACAGGAUGGGAAAUCUGAGUGCGCGGUUGUGGUGGAUGUAUUAGUACGUGUCCUCUGUACAACUUUAUAUUUUAUAGAACUAUAAACUAUAUUUUACAAAACUAGCCAAAUGUUCAGCUCGAUAUUUGAUUGUGCACUUUUUUUUAAUUAAAGCCACGGACCACUCACAGAACAUGUUUAUUACAGUUUAACUAGAAUUUGUGUUGAUGUUAUUUACAAGGCUUGACGUGUUUUUCGACUCAAGGUUCAGAUUAAGCUCAUUCGAAUCAAGUCAGUGAUUUCCACCACUCUGUCAGAAAAUGAAAAAAUCCCAGACCACCUGACUCCAUUUUGAGUGCAGUCCCAACAUCAUAGGGUUAAUAUAUUUGUACCGACCAUACUGUAUCUAAACAAGGAAGGAUAAAUCAAAAUAAGUCCAUUUGAAAGCACAGGUAUAUUAGGAAUACUGAACAUGUGUUUAUUGACUGGGAUAUUACAUACUGAGCAAGUUCUGUGAAUAAAAGCUUUCCUUUUGUAUUUCCAUCCUAUGACAAUGAACUUCUGGGUGUCAUUGUAUUAGACUCUGAACAAAAACAGUUUUAUCCUGGUGCAAAAAAGAAUCUUGUUUUUGACCCAGGUUUUUUUCUUGAUUAGGCCUUUUGUGA